Molecule: messenger RNA, 2906 nt
Organism: Oryzias melastigma (Indian medaka)
Lineage: Eukaryota; Metazoa; Chordata; Actinopteri; Beloniformes; Adrianichthyidae
Gene: ttc27
Product: tetratricopeptide repeat domain 27
Exons: 20
Coding region: 213-2738 (841 amino acids)
Molecular function (GO): protein binding
Source: RefSeq, a predicted model, not a curated record
GCGCCGUCAUUUUAUCUCCCACAAUGCAUUGCGCAGCUGUCAUGGCCGCUCACUGACGCUGUUUUUUGCCACAUGGGUGGACGUAAACAUUCUACAGCCAGUUGACAAACGCAGUUUCUGCUUAUUAACAGAGUAGCUCACCGCCGGAACCAGUUCGGAACCGUCCUGACCCUAAGCUAGCGGGCGCCGCCGGGAGCUCGAGGACCUGGGUCAUGUCGCUAGACGCGGAGAUCUGUGUCAUCAGAGGGUUUUUAACCUCCAGCGCUGAGGAGGAGUGGAACCAGAGCGCCGUGAGCGCGUCAGUUGCAGGUUCUCUGCUGCAGUCCUUGUUGGAAGGAGACUUUGAGGCGGUUCUGCUGAGCCCACAGGUGCAAGACCUGCUCACAGGAGACGGCUCCUACGAUGACGAGGACAUCGAGGCCUAUCUAGAGAGACGAGUGGUGCUGUAUCUGAGUGAUGACUCCAAUGGAGACCAGAAUAGCAGGGAGCUUGUGGUCAUGGCGCUGGCUGUGUCCUGCCUCCACAUGUUCGCUCAGAGUAACUGGACUGGCCCUCCGCUCUCCCUAAACCUCAGCAACCUGCUUCCUGCAGCCCGACUUUCCUCCCAGAAGUCGUUGGUGGAGGAGAUCCACUCCCACCUUCUCCUGGAUGGAGAGUCGGUGUACAGCCUGGUGGCCAAUCCGCUCCUGCUCCUGCUGGCCAGGGUCAUUCUCUGCAAGUGCUCCAUUAAGAUGGAGAGUCUGCAGUUGCUGCCCUGGUGGACGCUUCGCUACAUCAACCUCCACCAGCAAAUCCUGGAAGCACGUUCCCCACAGCUCCUGGACCUGGCCCACAGCUGCAUGGAGAAAGUGUUCAAACAUCAGUCUCUGCUGUCUGCUCAGAGGAAUCUUACUCUCCAGCUCCACCUGGAAUGUGCCUACCUCAGUCUGACCUACUACGAGUACCAACCAGCCAAGGAGCACAUCAGGAAAGCCCAGGAGCUCUCUGGACUCAGCACCAACAUGACAGGGGCUCUUGGGAAACGAACUCGUUUCCAACAGAAGUUCCUGGCUCAGCUCAUUCUGGAGGUCACAAAGAAUCAGGACGAUCCAGAUCAGACGGGUGAUGAGACCGCUCCCACUCCGCUCGCCUUUCUGCCAAAGGACUACCAUCUGGAUGAUGACACGGUGCUGGAUGAGGUCAGCUUAGCAGAACCUGAUCGAUACAAGCUGCCCGACCUAAGCGCUGAGGAGCAGGCCCUCAUCCUUGGCAUCUGCACUGAUUUUCAGAGAAACAACCCCGUACACAAGCUGACAGAAGAGGAACUGCUGGCCUUCACAUCUUGUUUGCUGUCCCAGCCCAAGUUCUGGGCCGUGGAGGUGACGGCCCUGUGCCUCCGGACCAAACUAGAGAGAGGACGAACUCGGUGUGUUGAAAGAGCGAUGAUGCAAACUCAGGCGAUCGUCGACCACUUUGAGGAUAAGUCUUGUCCCACAACUGAACGUCUCAAAGUCUUCUACUGCUGCCAGGCUCCGCCCAGAUGGACCGUCCAGAAACUGCUGGCCAGCCUGCUCAUAGACCUCGGCUGCACCAGUUCAGCUCUGCUGCUUUACGAGAAGCUGGAGCUUUGGGAGGAUGCAGUGAUCUGUUAUGAAAGACUUGGCCAGCAUGGAAGGGCUGAGGAGAUCGUACGUAGAGAGCUGGAGAAGAAGGAAACCCCUACUCUGUACUGUUUGUUGGGAGACAUCCUGAACGACCAUCAGUACUACGACCGGGCCUGGGAGCUGUCGGGCCGCCGCAGCGCCAGAGCCAUGCGGUCCAAAGCCCUGCUGCAUCUCCGGAACAAGGAGCUCCAGCGGUGCGUGGAGUGCUUUGAACAGUCGCUCAAAAUCAACACGAUGCAGCUCGGUGUGUGGUUUUCCCUCGGAUGUGCCUACUUCGCCCUGGAGGGCUAUGAGGGAGCUGCGAGGGCUUUCCAGAGGUGUGUCGGACUGGAGCCAGAUAAUGCAGAAGCGUGGAACAACCUCUCCACAGCCUACAUUCGCCUCCAGAUGAAGAACAAAGCCUUUCGGACCCUGCAGGAAGCCCUGAAGUGUAACUACGAGCACUGGCAGAUCUGGGAGAAUUUCAUCGUCGUCAGCACUGACAUUGGAGACUUUGCUGAGGCCAUCAAGGCGUACCACCGUCUGAUGGAUCUGAGGGAAAACUACAAAGACGUGCAGAUUCUGCAGAUCCUGGUCCGAGCGGUUGUUGAGAACCUGAAUGACAGCCAGGGGGUUACAGCAGGAGCACUGAGGCCCAAACUGAAGGAGCUGCUGGGUCGGGUCAGUUCCCGCCACAGCAGCGACGCCGAGAUAUGGCAGCAGUACGCGCUGUUGUAUGGUGACGGCUGCAGCGACAGUCCAGAGGACAAUGACAAGGCGCUGCAGUUCCUGACCAAAGCUCAUCGCUGCGAGCUUCAGGCUGGCAGUUGGGAGAAAGACCCCACUCUCUUCAGAGAGGUGAUCAAACGAGCCGUCCACAUGGGACAAGUGACCGUCAGCUGCAGUGAGAAGAAGAGUAAUCCGGCUGAAGCCCUGCAGAUGCUCUCCUCCAGCCGCCUCAGCCUCCGGAGUCUGGUCACCAAAGCCAAACAACUGCACACGGAUGCGGGCACCGGUCAGCUUCCCGCUGAGCUGCAGGAGGGCGUCGCCACCCUGGAGGUCCUCAUCGCCGAGCUGCAGAACCUGGGCGCCCUGCGGCGAGACCAAUCCCAGUGACGUCCCUCCAGACACGCCCCCGUCCGUCACAAAAGGAUAACUGUCAGAUUUGACAGAUUCAGAUCCAAAGGACUCGUUUUAGAAUCACAUUUUUAUACCUAAACACCCUUAAUGGAAAGAACAUUAAUUGUAAAACAUUGACGAAUAAAAUCUUAAAAUCUUUCUUGA